Messenger RNA from Aegilops tauschii subsp. strangulata, 805 nucleotides. RefSeq lists its product as uncharacterized. Gene Ontology annotation, molecular function: DNA-binding transcription factor activity. Lineage: Eukaryota; Viridiplantae; Streptophyta; Magnoliopsida; Poales; Poaceae. The record is from RefSeq and is a predicted model, not a curated record.
GGCAGGGUCUUAAACUCAAGACCUCUUGGCUCGGAUACCCUAUUGAUUUCAUGCAUCAGCCAACUCAUCCAAAAGUCCGAACUGAUGAAGGAAGGCGGGCAAUAUGUUUCAACACACAGUCCACAUACACGCCGACUUGCUAGCUCCGGCCAUCGACAAUGGAGAGAAAGGCAGAGGCGCGCCACCAGCAGCUGCUCCACGGCGUGAGCCUGGACCUGCGUCUCAACACGGUCACCCACCAGCGCGGGGGGCCGCGCCCGGCGUCCCCCGCUGCUCCCGCGGCGCUCGACAACGUCGGCAGGGAGGCCUUCGCCUGCAACUACUGCCACCGCAAGUUCUUAAGCUUGCAGGUGCUCGGCGGCCACCAGAACGCGCACAAGCUGGAGCGCACCCUCGCCAAGCGCAGCCGCGACGUCCCCUCCUCAGCCGUCGCCACGGCGACUGCUUCCUCUUCCACGGCCGCCCACAGCUGGCUCCACGCCGGCGGCGGGGAGCUCUGGGGGUACUCUGCUUCGGCCGCUGCUCCGGACUCCGCGAAGAUAGCGCCACUGAUGGGCAUGGGGAUGGGCUGGGCUGGCACCGGCAGCACGGCAGAGGCCGCCGGGGAAGCGGUGCCGGAGGUCGACCUGUCGCUCAAGCUCUGACGAGCUAAUUUAGCCAGCACUAGAUUCCAGAAGCAAAUGUGCAUGGACAAUCGAUACGUCUAGCUUGUCAACAGCAAGUACCCCUAGUAGGUAGUACUGGUGCUUAAUUAGUUGUUGCAUGCAUGCACCUGGCGGUUAAUUGAUUAAUUAUUCGGAGUAUA